Molecule: messenger RNA, 2274 nt
Organism: Liolophura sinensis
Lineage: Eukaryota; Metazoa; Mollusca; Polyplacophora; Chitonida; Chitonidae
Product: procathepsin L-like
Exons: 9
Coding region: 72-1061 (329 amino acids)
Biological process (GO): proteolysis
Molecular function (GO): cysteine-type peptidase activity
Source: RefSeq, a predicted model, not a curated record
CUGAGGUCUGUAUUUAGACAUACGCAGAUCGGAAGUUUUGUCACUUUCUGGCCUGCUACAAAACAAACAAGAUGCAGCCUUUAGUACUUCUGUCUCUGAUCACUGGCUUUGUAAGCGCUCUUCCGGUUUCACCUGAUCUAAACGGACAAUGGAUGCUGUUUAAAUCGCUCUAUAACAAGACCUAUACACCGGAAGAUGAGCCCAGUAGGCGGCUUGUUUGGGAGGCAAAUGUAAGGUAUAUAGAAAAGCACAACCAUGAGGCAAGUCAAGGGCUGCAUACCUUCGUCUUGGGACAGAACAAAUUCGCUGACAUGACGGUUAAAGAAUUUUCUCGCCUGAUGAACGGUUAUAGAAUGUCAAACAAAUCCCGAGAAGGCACUGCAUAUCUACCGCCAUCUAACGUUAAGCUGCCAGAUACCAUGGACUGGCGUAAGGAGGGAUAUGUCACUCCGGUGAAAAACCAGGAACAAUGUGGUUCGUGUUGGGCCUUUUCCACGACAGGAUCAUUGGAAGGUCAACACUUUAAAAAGACGGGUCAACUGAUUUCUCUCUCAGAACAAAAUCUGGUGGACUGUUCCACAUCGGAAGGAAAUAUGGGGUGCAAUGGUGGACUAAUGGACCAGGCGUUUAAGUAUAUUAACAAAAAUAAUGGAAUUGAUAACGAAUUAUCAUACCCGUACGAGGCACUGGAUGAACCUUGUCGAUUCCGCGUGGCUGACGUCAGCGCGACAGAUACAGGUUACACGGACAUUAAUAAAGGUAGCGAAGACGAUCUGAAGUCGGCGUCAGCUACCGUCGGCCCUAUCUCCGUGGCCAUUGACGCUAGUCACUCUUCCUUCCAGCUAUACAAGAGCGGCGUGUAUUACGAGCCGGACUGCAGCACUGAGAGCCUGGAUCAUGGGGUACUGGUGGUCGGGUACGGAACUGAUAACAGUCAAGACUACUGGCUCGUGAAAAAUAGCUGGGGGGCGGACUGGGGGAUGGAAGGCUACCUAAUGAUGUCCAGAAACAGGGAUAACAAUUGUGGUAUAGCCACACAAGCCAGUUACCCUUUAGUGUGAAGGCACCGAUGAGCGAGAAGAAUAAGACACGAACGCCAUAUGUGCCAGGCAUACACAUUGAAUUUGUAAUGGAGGUAAUAAAAGUUGCUUAAAACUGAAAAAAGAAUAACAUUUAUGUAUUUUGUAUGAAGUCUUUUUAAAAUGUACACAAGUAAUUUUCGUUACAAUGUACUAAAAGCAAUUCGAAAUGAACAGCAAAUAAAUGCUGGCAGCUGGGUAACUUCCAUUCUGCUGUAAAAUUGAUAUUAUAGAUUAGUCUUUUCAGUUGUACGCUGAAAUUUACUGCUCAUCCCUUUGCAACCAUAUACCAAAAGUGUUUCUUUUUGAUGCCAUGUAAUUUUGCUGGACUAUGAUUUCAAGACCCAGCUCAACUCAGCUCGACUGUUGGGCCGUGUAUGCGAAAUACUGUAAACGCUCGUGUAUGCGAAAUGUCGACGCGACUCUAGUGGAGCUGCAUUCCAGCAAUUAAGGUAAAUAACGAUUGUGAACAGCUGAGUUGAGUUGAGUUGAGUUAAGCUAUUGUGUAUGGUGGUCUUAUAACGAAAAUGGUUAUCCGUGCGUGAGCUGUCGCAGAAUACGGGCUGAGAAAGGAACCUGCACGUCCUAAAAUGUGUAUCCCUUUGUUGUAAAAGGUCCCCUUGAGUGGAUACCUUAAAAUGGCGUCUCUCAUAUAAUACUGUACAUUCCUUUAUAUAACCAGGUGUAUUUACCCAGAUAUAGAGUCGAAUUGUAUGAACAAACCAGAUUCCCAAACUAUAACAAAAUACCAGUACACUGUAGGAGGCAUGACACAAGUGUAAUCAGAUAUUUAUACGACUUGUAUAGACCAGAAAUCGUAAUGAGUACUUGACGUUAUGAAAACUGAUUGGACGCCCCUUCCAAAUUUUCAAAUUUAUGCCCAAAAUAUUUUAUUGUGUGUACAGUUGAUGAGUUCUGCAUGUAUUACCAUUAAAGCGCAUUAGCUCGUGUCCUUAUCUCUUAUGUGUCGAUAUUUAAUUAUUGAGGAAUAUUUCCGAGCGCCUAUGUUAAUAUUGCUUGUAGUUUUGCUAAGGUCUUUAUAAAAGAACGAGACAACACGUGUGUGGACAGACUUGUGCUUGAAAACAAAAAACACAAUUCACUAUGUGCCUUGAUUGAAUGCGGUAUUCGAUUUCAGUUACAGUUUUGUAAGUUCAUGAAUUGUAUACAUUAAAAGCAACGUAAAUAACGAAAG